Messenger RNA from Nymphalis io (European peacock), 867 nucleotides. RefSeq names its product collagenase-like. The transcript has 5 exons. Bases 1 to 867 code for a protein of 288 amino acids. Lineage: Eukaryota; Metazoa; Arthropoda; Insecta; Lepidoptera; Nymphalidae. Gene Ontology annotation, molecular function: serine-type endopeptidase activity. The record is from RefSeq and is a predicted model, not a curated record. Gene Ontology annotation, biological process: proteolysis.
AUGAAACUGUUACUACUCGUCGCCGGUCUCGCUCUGGUCAGCGCCAGGACUCCCAUCGAGCCCAUCUCCAUCAACUACCAUAAAGAUAUUGGUAUUCCAGAGGCGACUAGAAUCAGGAAUGCAGAGGCCGCUCAGGACUUCGACGGCAGCAGGAUCGUUGGGGGUCAGGUGGCACGCCUCGGCGCUCACCCUCAUUUGGGUGGCUUAGUCAUAAUCCUCAACACCGGUCAUACUUCAGCAUGCGGCUCCUCUCUGCUGUCCAACACCCGCCUCGUCACCGCCGCCCACUGUUGGCGUGACCCCCAACACCAGGGCAGACAGUUGACUGUCGUCCUCGGCUCUACCCGCCUCUUCUCGGGUGGUCACAGAGUCAACACCAAUAAUGUUCAACUACAUGGAAGCUACAACGUCUUCACUAUGAACAAUGACGUAGCCAUGAUCACCAUUCCGUGGGUUGGCUACAACAACAACAUUCGUAAUAUCGCUCUGCCCAGUGGUGUGCUGCUGAACCGCAACUUCGCUGGAGAACGCGCGGUGGCCGCCGGCUUCGGUAGGACUUCUGACUCUCCAGCUGGAAACAAUAACCAGGACCUGCAUCAAGUAACGCUGACUGUUAUCGAAAACUCCGAAUGUACCAAAGUCUACGGACCACAAACCGUAAUCGGAAGCACUCUCUGCACCAGUGGAAAGGGAGGCAUUGGUAUUUGUCAGAAGGAUUCUGGUGGCCCUCUCGUCUUUACCUUCAACGGUGUCAGAAACUUGAUUGGUAUUUCCUCGUUCGUGUCAGCACGAGGUUGCCAGGCCGGUCUGCCCGCCGGUUACGCGAGAGUCACCUCAUUCGCCAGCUGGAUCAGAGGAAGACUGUGA